CGAUGGUGCAGCUGUGCCGUGCCUUAUUUGGGCGGAGUGGCCCCACAGGGCGUGAGCGAGGCCUGCGAAAGGAAAUCAUGGCGUUGGGCUCGUCCGGAGCCACUUGACGGAUCCGAAACGGUCUUUUGGGGGCAGUGGAACUAACCCAUCUCUGGUUCCGUGGUUGGGUCUCAGCAGAUUAUCUGGGUUGUCUACAUGGGUUGAUGCGUGCUCCCCACUCGGCUGUGAGUGCUGUUGCGUGAGCGAGAGAGAGAGAGAGAGAGAGCAGGUGGGUUCGUAAGGACUUCGGAAGAGGUGUUGCAGAUUGAUGCUGCUGCAUCAAGGUUACGACGCAUUUUUCCAAUGGCAGCCCAGCUGACACAGGGCGAAGACCCGUAUGCUCUGCGCCCGGAUUGCACCGAUUCAGCACCGCCUCGCUUUCGUAUCAAGCCGGGAAAGACGCUAAGUUCGAGGGCAUGGUACGGAGCUUUUAACGAGCAGGGCCAGCUGAACCUGGACAAGGUUCUGAAACGCAUACGCAGAGGGGGUGUUGAUCCAGCAAUUAGGGCAGAAGUCUGGGAGUUUCUAUUGGGGUGCUUUGGUCCCAGCAGCACAGCACCAGAACGAGAUGCGCUUCGAGCAUCUCGCAGAGAGCAAUAUGCAAAACUCAAAGCCGAAUGUCAAGUAAUGGACAAUUUGGUUGGAAGUGGGCAAAUUGCAACUUCACCACGUAUAAAUGAAGAUGGUAGUCCAGUGGAGGAAUAUAAUAGUGGAGAAAUUUCUGUUGCAGAUGAAAUCAGUCACCAUCAAAUUGAAGACAUGAACAGAGGUUAUCAACAAACUUCAAAGGCCUCUUCCGAAAAGCAGGAUGCGAAGACAAUACAGUGGAGAUUAAAUCUUCACCAGAUUGGGUUGGAUGUGGUCCGCACCGACAGGAUGCUGCAAUUUUAUGCAAGUCAAGAGCACAUGUCAAAGCUUUGGGACAUCUUGGCUGUAUACUGUUGGUUGGAUCCUGCUAUUGGUUACUGCCAAGGCAUGAGCGAUUUCUGUUCUCCCCUUGCUUUGAUGUUCCAAGACGAAGCUGAUGCAUUCUGGUGCUUUGAGCGCAUUGUGAGCCGUGUGCGCGACAAUUUCAGUUGUACAGAUAAAGAAGUUGGUGUUCAGAAACAACUAGGAGUGUUGGCAACAUUAUUGAAGGUUUUAGAUCCCAAGCUUCACGAGCACAUAGACUCAAUAGGAGGAGGAAAUUAUAUUUUUGCGUUUCGCAUGAUCAUGGUGCUUUUUAGGCGAGAAUUUUCUUUUGUCGACACCCUUUACCUUUGGGAGAUGAUGUGGGCCUUGGAGUAUUCCCCCUCAUCUAUACAGGAUGUGAGCGUGACAAGAACCUGGAGUCUCAGGCGCAGGUACAAAGGUCGAGGGAAGUACGAAGCACAAAACGAGAAAUAUGGGGCGUCCAGGAUGCCUGGGGGAAAAGCGCCCUUAUCUCUGUUCUGUGCAAUUGCUAUAUUUGAAAUGCAACGUAAUCGACUUCUGAAUGAGGCCCAAGGGCUAGACGAAGUCUUGAAAUUGCUGAAUGACGUCACUGGAAAGAUAGACCCCAAGGAGGCUUGCAGAUUGGCCUUGGAUCUUCACAGUAAAUAUUUACGCACGGUGCGAAGACAGUCAACUUGAUUGGUUCUUUACGAUGUGAUGUGAUCACGUCUUCAUUUUAACAUCAUUCUUUGGUAGUAGGAUAAUCCAGUUGUAAACCAGGUUGCUACACUCGUAAUGGGUUGUCAUGUUUUGGCUCACUGCUAUUUUGAUAGUUUACUUGCAAGUUUGGAAAUUUUAGGCUGUUAUGUUUUCUAUUUAGAUGAUUAGAAACGACAAUUUGAUGUACAUUAGAAUUUGGAAUUCAAGCUGUCAGAAUGGUUUUGAUAGGCUCAACUGCAAGGAUUUCACGCUUCUGAAGUUGUUAAGAGUCUUUUACUUGACAGGAUUUGUUUUUUUAAAACUUGUUUUGGUUUAAAUUUAUAAGUCGUUACAAGUUGAGGUCCAUUUCUGAACCUUUUUUGUGCACCA
This is a messenger RNA of Physcomitrium patens, 2040 nucleotides long. Its product is annotated as rab GTPase-activating protein 22. Gene Ontology annotation, molecular function: GTPase activator activity. Lineage: Eukaryota; Viridiplantae; Streptophyta; Bryopsida; Funariales; Funariaceae. Gene Ontology annotation, biological process: activation of GTPase activity. The record is from RefSeq and is a predicted model, not a curated record.